AGCUAAAGCUCCGACAGUAACCGUUCUGUCAUGUGCUGCUGAGGCUUGAUUCAGGGGUGUUGACGCAACAUAGAAAGUCUGCAGCAAAUCAAGAACAAGUGGUUCGAGACCAACUGCUGAGCCAGCAAAAGUGUUUAGAAAUCAAUACCAUUAAUGGGAAGCAAAGGUUUCACUUUGUGACUGGCGUCCACCCGUAGUCGAGCUGAAACCAGGCCUGACCGGCACACCUCGCAUCACUACAGUUCCAGGAGAAAGUACAAAAUGAAGUGUGUUUCUGGAUUCCUUUCAAUCAUUAUUGCAUUGUUCAUCUCCUCAACAGGGGCUGAAGAUGUGGUUGUGUAUGGUCAGGUGGGAGAGACGGUCACACUCCCCAGAUCAAAGUGGGGUUCAGAAAGGGUGUUGGUACAAUGGUUCUUUGGAAUAGACACACAACCUUUGAUAUCCCGCAACUCCCAUGGUCGAGAGACGAUAGAUCCAGAGUGGAAAGACAGGCUGUCUCUGUCCAAGACGGACUUCUCCCUGAUUAUCAACAAUAUCAGACUGGAGGACUUCAAAUCCUUCAAAUGUGAAUUGAAAGAUUUCAUGCCACAAACAAGUACCUCAGUCACAUUCAGACUGUUCCGUGUGAGUGUACAGCCAGUAUCUCCCCUGUUGGCUGGGAAGAAUCUUAAUCUAAAGUGUGACAUAGAGGAAAUAUUUAAGGGGACACAAAGAAGAUGGCUUAGUCCCCAGAAACAGGACCUGAAUGAGGACAAGCGUGCCCAGAUCAGAAAUGACGGCAGCCUGACAGUAAUGAGUGUCACUGACCAAGACCAUGGAGAGUGGACCUGUGUGGUGACAUACCAGGGCAGGGAAGCCUAUGCCAACACUCAUGUUACUGUAAUAGACCUCUCCCCUGCUCAUCCACAGCCUAUCUACACCUCUGUCUCCUCCCUCUCUCUUCUCCAUCUGCCAUGUUUCUUUUCCAUUCCUCCUCCACUAUCCUGGUCAGACAGCCAGGAGAAGAGCAUCCAGGGAGGCCGCUGGACCUUUACCCCAAGCCCAGCGGCAGGCUCCCUCACUGGGGUCGUCCAGACCCUCGCCAACCUCUCCCUGGGGCCUCCAUUAGCCUGGGUGGUCAAUCAGAAGAGAGAGCUGGAUGUCUCCGCCCUGCAGAGGACAAAUCUAAACCUCUCCCUGUCAAAGAAAGGGGUGACGGAGGGGGACAGGGGCGAGUACACCUGCGCUGUGGAAUUCCAGAGGGGGGACACCCUGAAGAGAAGUAUGCGUGUGGAGGUGCUACAGGUUUUUUCCUCUCCAGCUCCAGUGGCCUUUGUAGGUCAGGAGGUCAACCUCACCUGCACCCUGGGCCACCCUCUGACCUCUGACCUGAAAGUGAAAUGGAUCCCACCACGCCAAUCCUCCCUCCUCGUGUUAGGCUCCGCCCCCGACUCCGCCCAUCUCACCAUACCGGAAGCGAGGGAUAUAAAUGGUGGGAGGUGGAGGUGUGAAUUGUGGAGGAACAAAACCAAGCUGACGUCAGUGGAGAUCACACUGAAGAUCGAGCGAGUCCCCAUGGACGUGUGGCUGUUGGUCACCAUCUGUGGCGCAGCCGUCAUAUUCGUCCUCCUCCUCAUCCUCACUGUCAUUCUCAACCGACGCCACAGACAGCGGGUGACGAUGCCCAGACGUGGCAAACGCAGAAUCUGCCGCUGCAAAGACCCCCAACCAAAAGGAUUCUACAGAAACUAGAGACAUCAUACAGACCGGAAUCCCUGUCAAUGGACAAUGUCUCUACUAUUUUGUCUUAGCUAUUCUAUUCUGACACAAAGAAACACCAAAAGAACAAGAAAGAAGAUGUUUUCAUGUAAUGUUUGAUAAUAGAUUUCACAAGUGUAUAUUAUCAUACUUUAUGACCUAUGAUUGAGCUACAAUUGAACAAAUACUGUAUAUAAAUAUGUAUAGCUACUGUCGCUUUUUAAUUGUUUUUUUUUACUGUACACUGAGUUUACAAAACAUUAAGACCACCUGCUCUUUCCAUGACAUAGACUGACCAGGUGAAUCCAGGUGAAAGCUAUGAUCCCCCUUAUUGAUGUCACUUUCCAAAUCCACUUCCAUCAGUGUAGACGAAGGGGAGGAGACGGGUUAAAGAAGCCUUGAGACAAUUGAGACGUGGCCGAAAGGGCAAGACAGAAAAUGCAAGUGCUUUUGAACCGGGUAUGGUCGUAGGUGCAAGGCUCACCGGUUUGUGUCAAGAACUGCAACGCUGCUGGGUUUUCCACGCUCAACAAUUUCCUGUGUGUAUCGCAGUGGAGGCUCCUCAGAGGACCAAAAUAGAAAAUGGUGAAACAU
Oncorhynchus mykiss (rainbow trout) is the source of this 2331-nucleotide messenger RNA. It is a transcript of the gene cd4-1, whose product is annotated as CD4-1 molecule. NCBI's taxonomy places the organism in Eukaryota, Metazoa, Chordata, Actinopteri, Salmoniformes, Salmonidae. The record is from RefSeq and is a predicted model, not a curated record.